Messenger RNA from Chrysoperla carnea, 2486 nucleotides. It is a transcript of the gene eIF3b, whose product is annotated as eukaryotic translation initiation factor 3 subunit B. Gene Ontology annotation, biological process: translational initiation. NCBI's taxonomy places the organism in Eukaryota, Metazoa, Arthropoda, Insecta, Neuroptera, Chrysopidae. Gene Ontology annotation, molecular function: translation initiation factor binding; translation initiation factor activity; RNA binding. Gene Ontology annotation, cellular component: eukaryotic translation initiation factor 3 complex. The record is from RefSeq and is a predicted model, not a curated record. The coding region runs from base 44 to 2143 and encodes 699 amino acids. The transcript is spliced from 6 exons.
AAUGCGCACUAGUAAUACCGCCCUUCGCUAAACGCCACGCAAGAUGGCGAAAAAAAAGGUAGAGGAUAAAUCCCAAGUGAAUGGUGAUAAUACAAGGAAUGAAAUUGAAAAUUUAUCAACUGACGAUGAACCAAAUUUCAGCGAUCCUGAGGGAUUCGUCGAUAAAAUAUCGGAUGAAGAACUUUUGGGAGAUAUUUUAAAACAAAAACCCAAAGAAACUGAUGGCGUUGAAUCAGUUAUUGUGGUGGAUGGCGUACCUCAAGUGGGACCUGAACGUAUGGAAAAAUUGCAGAUGGUCAUAAAUAAAGUGUUCUGUAAAUUUGGAACAAUAGUAAAUGAAUAUUAUCCAAAAACAGAAAAUGGUACUACCAAGGGAUACAUUUUCUUGGAGUAUGCAAGUCCUGUAAAUGCAAUUGAUGCCGUUAAAAUAACCAACAAUUAUAAACUAGAUAAAAAUCAUACAUUUCAAGUGAACUUAUUUACGGAUUUCAAAAAGUAUGAUGACAUUCCCGAUGAAUGGGAGCCACCUAAACCUCAACCAUAUGUCAGUCAGGGAGAUUUACAUUAUUAUUUAUUGGAACCUGAUGCAUACGAUCAAUUUGUUGUGUCCUGUGGAUCUGGUUCAAUGGUACAAGUAUGGUUGAAUAGUCAGCCAGAACCAACUAAAUUGGAAAGCAGAGAUAGAUGGACAGAAACAUACGUAAAAUGGUCACCACUGGGUACUUUCUUGGCAACUUUCCAUUCGCAAGGUGUAGCAUUAUGGGGUGGUCCUCAAUUUACUAAAUACAUGAAAUUUCGACAUGACGGUGUUGAAUUUGCUGAUUUUUCACCAUGUGAAAAGUAUUUAGUUACUUAUUCACCACAUUCUUCCCAUAACAGUGAACAAAAAGCUCUUAUAAUCUGGGAUAUUCGUAUGGGUAUUGAAAAACGAUCAUUUUCAUUGGAAGGUCCAGCAGUUUGGCCAAUAUUUAGAUGGUCGCAUGAUGACAAAUAUUUUGCACGUAUAGGGCAUGAUAUUCUUCAAGUAUACGAAACACCAUCAUUCGGUUUAUUAGAAAAGAAAUCGUUAAAACUUCCCGGAAUUCGUGAUUUUUGUUGGUCGCCAACUGACAAUAUUCUGGCUUAUUGGGUUGCUGAAGAUAAAGAUGUUCCAGCUAGAGUAACAUUACUUGAAAUUCCAAAUCGAAUUGAUAUUCGAAAUAAGAAUUUAUUCAGUGUUGCUGAUUGUAAAAUACAUUGGCAAAAGUCUGGAGAUUAUUUGUGUGUUAAAGUUGAUCGUUACACCAAACAGCGUAUCGAGAAAAACGAACGCAAAUAUUCUGGAAUGUAUUAUAACUUUGAAAUAUUCCAUAUGCGUGAAAAAGAAAUUCCUGUCGAUUCUGUUGAAGUAAAAGAACCCAUACAUGCAUUUGCAUGGGAACCAGUUGGAAUGAAAUUUGCAAUUAUUCAUGGUGAACAAGCUAAUAUUAGUGUUAGUUUUUAUGGUUUAAAAACUGGACAAGCGCUAUCAUUGUUAAAGAAAUUCGAAAAGAAAGCUUGUAAUCAUUUAUUCUGGUCACCAGCUGGCCAAUUUAUAGUAUUAGCCGGUUUAGGAAACAUGGGUGGUACAUUAGAAUUUGUAGAUACAAAUGAUUUUACAAUCAUGAAUUCUACCGAUCAUUAUGAAACAUCUGAUGUUGAAUGGGAUCCAACUGGAAGAUAUGUUGUUACUGGUGUAUCUGUAUGGAAAGUUAAACGAGAUUGGGGUUAUUGGAUAUGGACUUUCCAGGGUAAAGUAUUAAAACGUGAAAAUUUAGAUAGAUUUGCACAAUUAUUAUGGCGACCGCGUCCACCAACUCUAUUGUCUGUUAAACAACAAAAAGAUAUCAAGAAAAAUUUGAAGAAAUAUUAUGCUCAAUUUGAGAGUAAAGAUCGAAUGCGCAUGACAAAGGCAUCUAAAGAAUUAAUUGAAAAACGAGCAUCAUUAAUGAAAGAAUUUAAUGAACAUAGAGAUCAAAGAAUACAACAAUGGAAAGAACAAAAAACACGACGAUUGGAACUUAGAAAUAAUAUUGACACCGAUGAAUUGGAUUCAGAUACAAAGAAUGUUGAAGAAGAAGUUGUUGAAUUUUUCAUUAAAGAAGAAGUGGUUGUGCUUGACUAAAAAAGCAAUUUAUAGAACAUUUUUUAAUACAAUUAAUUCAGAAUAAUAAGAGAGAAUAUCCCAAUCGUCGUCCAUCAUACACAUAACACAUCGUUUUUUUUAUAUAUAAUAAAUAAUUUUAUAACAUCUUUCAUGCCGAACAUUUUAUGAAAAUUGAUAAAUUAUUGUUGUUAAUUCAUAAUUGUAAAUAGUGCAGUGUUGUAUAUUUAAAACUAUACGUGCAGUGUACUUUUUUAAAUCAACAUCUCCAUCAUAGAAAAUUCCUUGAAUAUGUUCAUUUAUGACAUCACUUUGUUAGGAAUAAAUAUUAUUCAAGUUUUGAGUAAAUAUAAUAUACAGAGAA